AUGCAGCUUAAUAAGUCCGAAAACGAAGCCCAACCAUCAUCCUUCUUGAUCAAACAAACAAAAUUGGGAGAUGAAACCCUCGACCAAAUCAACGGCUUCUGGUUCCUCCCCGAACAUGUCUCCGGCGUUAAACGUGUCCUCAACGAGUUCGAACCUCGUCAAGACGAUGUAAUCUUAGCUUCUCUACCGAAAACCUGCACGACCUGGCUCAAAUCUCUGGUCUACUCCAUCGUCAACCGGUCAUCUCUUGGCUCCCUAGAACAUAGUCCCCACGACCUCGUUCCCUUCCUGGAACUUCAAGUGUACAAGGAAAAGGAAUCACCGAAAAGGUUAGAAAAUAAUAAUGCCCAGUUUGGUAAUGGUAGGAGGAUUUUCGGCACGCAUAUUCCCUAUCAAAUGUUAGGGACAACCCUAGAAACCUCGGAUUGUCGGGUGGUUUAUGUGACGAGGAAUCCGAAAGAUACCUUGAAUUGGAUGUGGCAUUUCGAGAAUGAGCAGAAGAAGGACGAGGAAGAGGCGUGGCCGUUGGAAGAGGCGGUCGGGAACUUCUGCAAGGGGAUUUUCCCUUUCGGGCCUUACUACGAGCAUGUGUUGGGGUACAAGAAUGCGAGUUUGAAAAACCGUGGGAAAGUUUUGUUUAUUACGUACGAGGAGCUCGCGAAGGACACGGAAACACAUGUCAAAAGAUUGGCUGAGUUUUUGGGGUGUGGAUUUGGAGGUGAAGAGAAUGAGAAGGUGGCGGAGAUCGUGAAAAGUUGCAGCUUUGAAGUUUUGAGCAAUCAUGUAAUGAAUAAAUCCGAGGAUCCUUGUUCGGAUUCUAGACAGGCCACAAGUGGUGACUACAAGAAUUACUUGAACCCUCAAGCCAUUGGGCGCGUUAAUUCUCUCACUAGGGAGAAAUUUCAUACCUAUGGGUUUAUGUAUGGUAUUUAG
Molecule: messenger RNA, 933 nt
Organism: Ipomoea triloba (trilobed morning glory)
Lineage: Eukaryota; Viridiplantae; Streptophyta; Magnoliopsida; Solanales; Convolvulaceae
Product: cytosolic sulfotransferase 17-like
Exons: 1
Coding region: 1-933 (310 amino acids)
Biological process (GO): sulfation
Cellular component (GO): cytoplasm
Molecular function (GO): sulfotransferase activity
Source: RefSeq, a predicted model, not a curated record